AAGAAUUUUGUGGCAUUCACUGACUGCUUUAUAAGUUGUUAAGAAUUUAACAUAGUGGCACAACAGAGCAGUUAACUUGAAACACUCUGCAAUACUACAAUACGUAUUGAAUCUGAAACACUGCUCCAAUGAAUAUCACCAAUUCUCCUGAAGACAAUUCUAAAGAAUACUGGGUUUUGCUUGUUAUAAUGCACUUUAUCAUUCUUGUUGUGGGAUUUCUCGGAAAUGCAUUUGUUCUUGCAGUAUACACAUGUUCAAGGAAACCAUUGUGCACGAUGGAUGCCUAUUUAAUAAACCUGUCAGUUUCUGACCUUUUAUUAGCAUUUACUUGCUUAUUCUAUUUAACUAGCCUCAUUGAUAAAUGGAUAUUUGGUGAAGCUAUGUGUAAAAUCAUUUCUUUGUUAAAUGAAACAGUCUUCACAUCCAGCAUGUUUACUGUGGCCUGCAUUGCAUGUGACCAGUACUUUGCAACUGUAAAAUCAUCCAGCUGCCCUAUAAGGAAGAAUGCAGUACCAACUUACAUAAAAGUCAUGCUUCCAAUCAUCUGGCUAUUAUCCCUUCUGAUUGGUAUUCCUGAUUAUUUUGUUUAUGAGGAAGAAACAACUAAUGCUACUACUCAAUGCAACAUUUCUUUGGACCUACUAACUAAACAAGAGUAUUACAUGAUAUUAGUAUUACAGGUAACAUUUCCAUUUUUUAUACCAUUAAUUGCUAUUCUUUUCUGCUAUGUUGCAAUUCUCUUUAAAGUGAGGAGUACAUCUAUUUUACAAAAAAGACGUGUCUACAAAACAGUUCUUGGUCUAAUAUCUGUCUUUUUGCUACUUGAGGCUCCUUAUCAUAUUUGUAUUUUUAUGGAAAUUAUAACAAUUUCUACAACCUGGGAUGAAAUCACCUUCCUACUUGCAGCUUUUUCCAGUUGUAUACAUCCUUUUCUUUAUGCCUUAUUGUGGAAAAAAUUUAGGAAAAGGGUUAUAAAAAUUACUCCAUCAUUUGCAAAAAAUGGGAAGACUCUAAAAAAAGCUGAAAAGCACAGUGAUUCUUCCAAAGAAAUUUAGUCAACAACAAUAUCUUAAAUAAACCAGGAAACAAGGGACCAACAAAAAGAAUCUGUUUUACCCAAGCUCACAUUCACUUAGUUAGAAACAGCAUGUUUUGGGACUACAGGAUUACAAGUUAAUCUACCUCCUCAACAAUAUUACUCUGUUAUGACUGUAGCAGUAUCCUGUAGCCUGCAUGAUUUAACUUAAGCAAUUUACAAAUUUAAGCACUUUACAGUUAAUUAAAGCUGAAAAUGAAUACAAGAUUUAUAAGAGAAAUUAGGGAAGGUUAAGUUUUUUAACUUGAACCUCAAAUACCUGGGUGUUAAUAAAGAAAAAGUAGGUUGUUUUGUGAUUAUUUUGAUUCACGUACUGUGUGUUUUUAUUGUAUUGAAUUUAGUAAAGCUGUUCUUAUUUAUUUUGUCCUUUUCACAUCUUUUUUUGUUUAUUAAUACAACAUUAAAGGUCAAAUAAAAAACUAUCUUUGUCUGAAAGAACUCCAAAAUCUGUUUAUUAGAUGAUCCAAUUCAACAGUACUGUACAAUGCAUGUUAAUAAUUUCUUUGCCACAUACAGAACCGUACCUGUCCAUUGAAUGUUAGUGUAUAAAUAUACAACCUGGUGCCUUUAUGUAAAGCAGAACAUUUGAUUAUUCCAGACCUAAGAAAGUCAACUGAUAUGAUUCAUGUCUAUUUUUCAACUCUUAGAACAAUGGCCACAUACUCCAGAGAGUUCUGGUACUUGUUCUUCCACUGUCACUUUCAUGGCUUACAACUUUGACAAAAUCAAGGUUUUAUGCCUUUUAGGUUUUCCUUUUC
This is a messenger RNA of Erpetoichthys calabaricus (reedfish), 1854 nucleotides long. Its product is annotated as C-X-C chemokine receptor type 2-like. Gene Ontology annotation, molecular function: G protein-coupled receptor activity. Gene Ontology annotation, biological process: immune response; G protein-coupled receptor signaling pathway. Lineage: Eukaryota; Metazoa; Chordata; Cladistia; Polypteriformes; Polypteridae. The coding region runs from base 129 to 1055 and encodes 308 amino acids. The record is from RefSeq and is a predicted model, not a curated record. The transcript is spliced from 2 exons. Gene Ontology annotation, cellular component: membrane.